AAUUGCAAGUGAGCUCUGUUCACUACCAGGAGCAGGUAAACAGAAGGAAGAAGUGAAAAGAACGGGAGGAAGGGGGGGAAAAAGAGUGACAGUGGGUAAACGAGAAGCGAAGAAAGCAUACAGGCUUCACUGACCAGAUGACAUUCACAGAGUAUUUAGCAGGACAAGCCUCCACGUGUGAAGGUCUCAGAGAGACGGAGGAAAAGAGUGUGGAGAGUGCCUUGGGAGCCUUGCACCACACCAAGGCACACAGGAGGUGGGACAGCCCUGAAGGAACACCUGAGCUCUGAAGAGACAUCUCUUGAAGUAAGGGGUGAGCAGCACCUCAUGGGAGACGGAAUCAGUGGAACACCCGACAACAACCUGCUGUCGCUCCUCCUCUCCUCGCAACCGACUCUCACCCCCCUUCCUCCUCCUCCUCCUCCUCCUCCAUCCUCUCUCCCUCUCUCAUUUGAUCCCAUCCCUCACUCCCUGCACCAGAGAGGGAGAGCGUGCACAGAGAGAAGAGCCUGGGAGCCAUCCAGGACGUAGGGACGAAGACUAAAAGGCACGAGAGAGUGUGAAUCCACUAUGGCACUGUCUUGGUGUCUUGGUGCAGCUUUGGCACUGGUAUGUGGAUCUUUGUGGCCCCAGGUGCACUCAGGUGUGGCACCUGAGAAUGAGGUGCCACUUCGCCCAACUACGUGGUUACCAGAAGGAAAGAUCACCUCUGUAACCCUACCUAAAGGACGAACUCGCAGGUUAUACUUCACGCUGAAGAAGAAAGCUCCGGGGAUGUCGGUGACAGUCAGCCCUUGUGACCUUCCCAUUGAAUGGACCUUGGCUGCUCGCACCCUGAAGGACAAACCCCUCAAAAACCUGCAAUGGAGUACUAAAAAAAGCAUGCCUGAGGUGUGGUGGCGAGGUCCUGGGACGGAGGAGAAAAUACACAGCAAUACUGGCAAUACAGUGGAAAGCUACAGUGGUCCAACCUAUCCAAGCGUUUCCAUCUACAUCCUAAGGCUACGCUCCAAACAGCAGAACACCAGAGCUACAGUGUAUCUUCAUGAAGGCCUGGGGCCUUCAGGCAUCUUCCCUCUGCUCCCAGCUGACCCGCAAGUUCACACAUUAGGUGUAGGCAUGACCAGCGUCACCCUCAGCUGGGCACCCAGUGCCUCCAUAACGAGCCUCCCACAUACACAGACCAGUUAUGAAUACUGUGUUCUUGUCAACUCACAGGAAAACUACCCCAGCCUUUGUGCUGCACAGAAGAGUAUGAGGAAAGAGAAAGACCAAAAACAAGAAAAGAAGGACAGACGGAGCAGGGUGACGGUCUGGCCCAUUUUGAAAGAGUGGUGGUGGCAGCAGUGGGACACUUAUCCUGAAAGUCCUCAGACUCCACCAGCUUCCCUCACUGAUGAGUAUGAAGACCUCCAAUGUGUGUGUCAGGGGACAGAAAGUGUUUGCACUGUCUCAGAGCUCCUGCCUGAGACCCAGUAUUACUUUGAUGUCUUUGUGGUCGACAGGCUGAAUGGGACCAGCAUGGCAUACAAGGGGACACUUGCUCGGACACAUGAGGAGGCUCGACCUGCGAUUACCGCCCUUAGAGAAGGAGAGCUGAGGUGGGUGACUUUCCAAGACAGAGGCUUCAGCUCGGAGCAGUUCUUCAGUUUCCGUCCUCGGGGUUGGCAACAGAGUGGCCUCCUCACCUUGCAGAGCUGUGGGGAAGGUGAAAAGGUCAAGGUGACUGUAUCUAGUAAAGGUCAGGUCUUGACCUCUCAGGCUGCUGGGCGAGAAUUAGUGCACAUAUGGCUCCAGGGAAGUACUUCCUAUCUCAUCCACCUGGAGAGAGAAGGAACCGCCAUGGACCACACCUCUGCUGUUACAGACCCAUCGCUACCAGAAGGUCUGACAGCUUCAGUCAAAAUGCAGACCUCAUCAGCUUACCACCGCAGAGGAGUCCCAUCUCUGCCCUCCACCUUACAGAUAAAAUCCUUCAACCGAUUGCGUGGUUGCAAUAGUGUCACCCUAGCAUGGAUGGGAACAGAAGAAAGAAGCCUUUACUGUGUGUACCGCAGAAAGCUUGGAAGCCAUGAAGGAGAAGCUGGCGGAGCAUCAGCUCUAACUGCACCCUGUCUGGGGCCAGAGUCCCGCUCUGACACCGAGAGAGUUCUCUGCAAGUAUUUCCAAGAGCUGAAUCCUCGGCGGGCCGUCACUACAGCUGUGAUUGGGGGCCUGGAGCCAGGAAUGGCCUAUGUGUUUGAUGUCUAUCUAAUGAGACGCUGGGGGAUCCCUAUCAAGUACACCAGCAAGAUGGUGAAGACUAGAAAGGAAUGCUGAGCUGCUGCCCCCUACAGGAGGUUUUCAAACUGUCCCAGUUAAGGGACAAAUGCAUCAGCCACGGGCAUGCUAUAAAGACUGUCCAAGAGAACGAAGCCAUUUGACUGUUGUAGAGAGACUGUUACCAUAACAAGGAAAUAUUCCCUCUGGAGGAGCAAUGGUUACAUUCAAGAUCUCCACUUACAAGAUCUGUGCAAGUGGAUAGAAAGCAUAUGAGAAGGAUCUGCACACCAGCAAAAGUUCAUAACAUUUACAAUACAGUUCCUGUGCUUUUGUCAUUUUUUCCAUUGUUGAUCAUAAUAAUAAUGUGCCAGUUGUCCAAGUGCUUAUUUUGUGUCAGAAUCCAAAGAACGGAUGAGGUUUGUGAUGACAAAAGUCAAGACAAAAACAACAACAGAGACUGUGCCAAAUAUGCAACAGAAGCAGAUGGGGCAAUAAUUAGAUCACAUCUGAGACGCGGGGGUUGUAGUAUAUAUCUCCAGUGCUGCAUAUUGUACAGGCUUAUAAACACAGAUGGGUGCAAUCUACAGAUGCUAAGUUCAAAGUCAGUGUGUAUCUUUGUGUUCUGCUUUCGCAUGAAGCAGUGAAAAUACUUAGUGACUUGCCUCAUUGUCUUUGAUGUAUUCUUGUGCUGCUUCAAACUCAUUAAUAAAUA
Messenger RNA from Pelmatolapia mariae (spotted tilapia), 2974 nucleotides. RefSeq names its product neuron-derived neurotrophic factor, like (gene ndnfl). Gene Ontology annotation, molecular function: protein binding; heparin binding. NCBI's taxonomy places the organism in Eukaryota, Metazoa, Chordata, Actinopteri, Cichliformes, Cichlidae. Bases 571 to 2319 code for a protein of 582 amino acids. The record is from RefSeq and is a predicted model, not a curated record. The transcript is spliced from 4 exons.